GAUGUUAGAAAACGCGUCAUUUUUACGCGGGAAAUCCUGUGAGAGCAUUUGUGUGUUUCUGUUUGUGUUUUCUUACAAAAUAUCUUAAUUUCUCGUAUAUUCUCGAGAGAAAACUUUUAAAAUAUGUCUCAAAACACCGAUUCCCCCAUACCUCCAACUCCCAGCGAUGUGGAUAAUGAGGAUCAAAGGGAGAUAAGAGAGGCACUGGAGUCUCCAGUGGGAGAGUUUGAGAAUGCUGAAGAACUCUUGGGAGACAUGACGGUGCAUGAGGACGAAGAUGAAGAGGGAGAAGAACUGUUUGGAGACAACAUGGAGAAUGAUUACCGGCCAAUUCCUGAGCUCGAUCGCUACGAUGAAGCUGUCCUGGACGAUGAGGAUGACUACAGUGUGAUUUCAGCGAGCGAACGUAGGGCAGCUGAGGAGGAAAUGCGCCGUCGUGAUCGAGCUCUUGGGAUCGUAAGGGAUGACCGGGAGCUUCUGUACGAUCGCAGCGAUGAUGAGGAUGAUAUCCCAAGGGCCAAACGCCGAGCAGCGGAAAAAGCUGCCAUGGGAGGAGAACUGGAGGACGAAGAGAUGGUGGAGUCUAUUGAAAAUCUCGAGGACACCAAAGGGCACUCCACAAAGGAAUGGGUAUCGAUGCUGGCACCCCGAACUGAGAUCACAAAUCGAUUCAAGAAUUUUCUUAGGACUUUUGUUGAUGACAAUGGACAUUUGAGAUACAGAGAACGGAUCAAGAGAAUGUGUGAGCAGAAUCAAUCGAGCUUUACUGUGUCUUAUCCGGAUUUGGUAAAUAAGGAGCACGUGCUGGCUUACUUUUUGCCCGAGGCUCCUUUUCAGAUGUUUGAGAUCUUCGAUAAGGUUGCCAAAGACAUGGUCCUGAGUAUCUAUCCUACUUAUGAAAGAGUUACCAAUGAGAUCCAUGUGAGGAUCUCAGAUCUGCCGCUGGUGGAAGAAUUAAGAACCUUCCGGAAGUUGCAUUUAAAUCAACUGGUCAGAACUUUGGGAGUAGUUACUGCGACGACAGGUGUUCUUCCGCAGCUUUCAGUGAUAAAGUACGAUUGCGUUAAAUGUGGCUAUAUUCUUGGGCCAUUUGUCCAGUCGCAGAAUUCAGAAGUCAAGCCAGGAUCGUGCCCGGAAUGUCAGAGUUCUGGACCGUUUUCCAUCAACAUGGAACAAACUCUUUACCGGAAUUAUCAGAAAAUUACUCUACACGAGAGUCCAGGAAGAAUUCCCGCCGGAAGGAUUCCCAGGAGCAAGGAUUGUAUCCUCUUGGCGGAUUUGUGUGACUCCUGCAAACCAGGAGAUGAAAUUGAAGUCACUGGAAUUUAUACAAAUAACUACGAUGGAUCUCUAAAUACUGACCAGGGAUUCCCAGUUUUUGCCACCGUGAUCCUGGUCAAUCACAUUGUGGUGAAGGAUUCAAAGCAAGUUGUUCAGUCUCUGACCGAUGAGGAUAUCAUGGUCAUUCAGAAGCUCAGCAAAGAUCCCAAAAUUGGUGAUCGCAUCGUGGCCAGUAUUGCUCCAUCAAUUUAUGGGCAUGACUUUAUCAAGAGGAGCCUGGCUCUGGCUCUCUUUGGUGGUGAGGCAAAAAAUGCCGGGGAGAAGCACAAGAUCAGAGGAGACAUCAAUGUCCUGAUUUGCGGUGAUCCAGGAACAGCAAAAUCCCAAUUUCUGAAAUAUGUCGAGAAAAUCGCACCACGAGCUGUCUUCACCACUGGCCAGGGUGCUUCGGCUGUUGGUCUAACAGCCUACGUCAGACGCAAUCCCACAUCCAGGGAAUGGACUCUGGAAGCAGGAGCUCUCGUGCUGGCUGACCAGGGAGUCUGCCUGAUUGAUGAGUUCGACAAGAUGAACGAUCAAGAUCGUACCUCCAUUCACGAGGCUAUGGAGCAGCAAUCCAUCUCAAUCUCCAAAGUCGGCAUUGUGACCUCCCUUCAAGCUCGCUGCGCCGUUAUUGCAGCUGCCAAUCCCAUCGGGGGGCGCUAUGACUCCAGUAUGACCUUCACGGAAAAUGUGAAUCUCUCAGAGCCAAUUCUUUCCCGUUUUGAUGUUCUCUGUGUCGUCAAGGAUGAAUUUGAUCCCAUCCAGGAUCAGCAUCUGGCCAGAUUUGUCGUUCAUUCACACAUCAAGCACCAUCCAACAAUGGAGGAUGGUCUCCAGGAGACUCAGCAAUCCCAGAACACAGAAAAUCUCGAUGAGAUUCCGCAGGAACUGCUGAAAAAAUAUCUCGUUUAUGCGAAAGAAAAUGUCCAUCCGAAGCUCACGAAUAUGGAUCAGGACAAAAUUGCCAAGAUGUACGCUCAGCUGCGACAGGAAUCUCUGGCUACUGGAAGUCUUCCGAUAACAGUGAGGCACAUUGAGAGCGUCAUCCGAAUGUCGGAGGCGCAUGCAAAAAUGCACUUAAGGGAUUCUGUUCAGGAGAUUGACGUCAACAUGGCCAUCCGGAUGAUGCUGGAAGGAUUCAUUGAGGCUCAGAAGUUCAGUGUGAUGAAAAAGAUGAGAGCUACCUUCCAGAAAUAUUUGUCAUUCCAAAAGGACAACGCCGAGCUGCUUUUCUUCAUCCUGAGGCAGCUAUCGCUGGAUCAAUUGAUGUAUGUGAGAUGCAAGGAGGGACCUACAGCUACCCACAUAGAGAUUAUGGAGCGAGAUCUGAUGGAAAGGGCCAAGCAGAUCAACAUCUACAGCGUCAAGUCCUUCUACGACAGCCCUCUAUUCCGCAACAAUGGCUAUACCUACGAUCCACGGAGAAAAGUGAUUGUUCAGGUGGUUCCGGAAGCUGCUGUGGCUCAGUAAAAAGUCCCAAUUUUCUGUCCACAUUUACUUUUUGAUUAUUUUUUUUCCACAAAUAAAUUUUUCAAUGAGGUUUCUUACGUCUA
Molecule: messenger RNA, 2876 nt
Organism: Phlebotomus papatasi
Lineage: Eukaryota; Metazoa; Arthropoda; Insecta; Diptera; Psychodidae
Gene: Mcm2
Product: DNA replication licensing factor Mcm2
Exons: 3
Coding region: 124-2793 (889 amino acids)
Biological process (GO): double-strand break repair via break-induced replication; mitotic DNA replication initiation; DNA replication
Cellular component (GO): MCM complex; nucleus
Molecular function (GO): single-stranded DNA helicase activity; 3'-5' DNA helicase activity; ATP binding
Source: RefSeq, a predicted model, not a curated record